AUGCCCAUCUCUCCCAUCAUCACCUUCAAGGCUGGCCAGUGUGACCUCGACACCUCGUCGACGCCAGCCAAGGUCAAGCCUCAGCCCCAGCCCGGCUACAUUUACCUUUACUCCGAAGAUGACUUGGUUCAUUUUUGUUGGCGGAAACGCGACGACUCGCUGGACGAGCCUGAGCUCGACCUGGUGAUGGUGCCCACCGACGGCAGCUUCGUUCCUUACGAUUCCAAGUCGACAGCACACCCGACAGCCAAGACGAACGGCCGUAUAUUCGCCCUCAAGUUCGCCUCUUCGUCGCAACGAUACCUCUUCUGGAUGCAGUCCAAGCCUCAGAGCCGAAAUGGUGAUGCUGCCUGGUUCAGUCCUAGAGAUCGCAAGAUCGGGGCCAUUGUUCAUCGCCUCCUGCAAGGUGAAGAAGUCAACGUGUCCAGCGAAUUAGCAGCCGUCCGCAACACAGACAACCGGCGAGACGACGACGACGAGCCAAUGGAAGACGUUGAGGGCCUCCGUGGUCCUCACAACCACCGCGGAAGUGGAAGUGGCGGUGCAGGACCCGAUGCAACCGGAGGAGACAUCAGAGAAGAAGGCGAAGGCUCGAGGGAAGGUGGUGCUGACGGUGCAAGAGCGGCCUCUUCGUCGGCGCCCGACGCGGCUGCUGCGGUGAGAAACUUCCUGGAGUCUCUCAGAGACCAGCCUGGGCUUUCUGGACGGCAGCAGCAGCAGCAGCAGCAGCAAAGCGACCUGCCCUACCCUCAUCUCAGCCACCUUCUCCCGACGUCCAUCACGGUAUCAAUGAUGGAGACUGCAUCUUCCGAGCUUGUCGAGUCGCUCCUGGGCCUCUUACCCCCAGCCGUGAUGGUGCUCGCCAGCGGCUCGUCCGGCUUCGACGGUAGACAGGAGCCGACGACCGAGAUGGUAGAGGCGGCAAAGGCAUCUCUUUCUCCCGACGACAAACGCAGCUUGCUCAAGAAGGUGAUGCGCAGCCCGCAGUUUCACCAGGCGCUGGGAAGCCUGACCAUGGCUCUGCGGGACGGGGGUCUGCCCGGGGUUGCCGACGCACUUGGCGUGAAGGUUGAGAACGGCGGUUAUAUUAGAGAUGGCGGGAUGCCGAUGGGCGGUGGACAUGCCGUCAGGGCCUUUGUGGAGGGAGUCAAGACGACGGUUCGGGAGGAGAAUCCUUAG
Hirsutella rhossiliensis is the source of this 1179-nucleotide messenger RNA. RefSeq names its product proteasome complex subunit rpn13 ubiquitin receptor domain-containing protein. The transcript is spliced from 4 exons. Lineage: Eukaryota; Fungi; Ascomycota; Sordariomycetes; Hypocreales; Ophiocordycipitaceae. The coding region runs from base 1 to 1179 and encodes 392 amino acids. The record is from RefSeq and is a predicted model, not a curated record. Gene Ontology annotation, cellular component: proteasome regulatory particle, lid subcomplex; cytoplasm; nucleus. Gene Ontology annotation, molecular function: ubiquitin binding; endopeptidase activator activity; proteasome binding. Gene Ontology annotation, biological process: ubiquitin-dependent protein catabolic process.